Molecule: messenger RNA, 3900 nt
Organism: Ananas comosus (pineapple)
Lineage: Eukaryota; Viridiplantae; Streptophyta; Magnoliopsida; Poales; Bromeliaceae
Product: translocase of chloroplast 120, chloroplastic-like
Exons: 2
Coding region: 140-3454 (1104 amino acids)
Biological process (GO): protein targeting to chloroplast
Cellular component (GO): chloroplast outer membrane
Molecular function (GO): GTPase activity; GTP binding
Source: RefSeq, a predicted model, not a curated record
AAGAUAGGGGGCAACAUCCCUCUCGGCUUCCUCUUUGUUCCCAAUCUCGACGGCGACGCGAAGCUCCUCGCUCCGUCCCUUUCCUCUCAUCCCCAGGUUGUUCUUUAGGGUUGGGAGUGGGUGGGAUUAGGGAUUCUUGAUGGAGAACGGAAGAGAACUGGAAGUCGGGCAGCGGUUGGGGGAGGCGGCGGAGGAGUCGGUGAAUGGUGUUUCUGAGCACAAAUCGUUGGAAUCGGAGCAUGCGGCGAAGGAUCUUGCGGAAAACGAGAUUUUUGAGGAGGCCGUGGAGCCGCCACCUGAUGCAGUGUCGGAUCUGCUGAUUGGUGAGUCGAAGGGAGGAGGGAAUGCAGAGAUGCCGGCCGAGGAGGAUGGCGACGAGGUUGAGAAGUUUGUCGAGUCAGUGGAAGCCCAUGCGAUUUCUCCGAAGCCUAAAGAGCAAGGUCAGGGUUUUGAAGAACAACAAGAUGAUGAUUCUGAGGAUGGCAAUAGGCGCGUCCGAGAACAGGAAGCAAAGGAUGUUGGUGGCUUAGAUAGCGCUGUUGAAGUCGGAGUGGAGGAUGGGGAGCAGCAUGUUAUGCAGUCGGAAUUGGAUAGCGCGGAAUCGAUUGGUGUGGCCGAUGAUGUGGCCAAGGAUGAAGUGAAGGAUUCUUUGGUUGUUGCUCAAGAUGAUGAUGAUGAAGUGAUUGUUGAAAAUGGUGACAAACCUGAUGGAGAAGUGCUUGAUGUUUUGGACUCGAAUGGGGUGAACCCGGAUGAGUCUGCCUCUAUUGUUGAAGAUGAAGCAGUGAACGGAGGAUCCGUCGGAGUGGUUUUGGAUCAAAUCCGUGUGAAUCACGAUACUGAAUCUGAUAAAGUGAUUUCUCAUGCGGAAGUAGCUCAAGGGAGGGAGGACUCUCUGGCACCACCUGCUAUCCUUCCCAUUGAGCAGCUUGAUGACCUUCCUAGUGAAGCUACUGCACAACCAGAUGCCAAAAUUGCAGUAGAUAGAGAAAUCGUGGAAGAGCUCCCGAAAGAAAACAGGGAAGAGGAAACUGUUUUGGUGGAGGACUUAGACGACUCUAUUUCUGCUUUUGAUGAUGAUGACGACGACGACGACAAAAACGCUUACAAUCAGCCAACACCUAAUGCUGCUCCUUCGCGUAUUGAAAGUUCAGAAAAAGGCCCAAAUUUGCCUUCUCAACCUGCUGGCCUUGGAUCCUCUUCUCGCUUGCUGGGACCAUCGUCCCGUCCUAUUCAGCAGCUAAGGGCAAAUGGCUCUGCCUCUCCAAGACAAUCUCCGCAGCCUGUAGAUCCUGUUAUUAAUGAUGAAUCAGAGGAGAAUGAUGAAACCCGCGAGAAGCUCCAGAUGAUCCGUGUCAAAUUCCUGCGCCUGGCUCACCGCCUUGGCCAGACUCCUCACAACGUGGUCGUUGCACAAGUACUCUACAGACUUGGUCUAGCCGAGCAGCUAAGAAGAAACACAAACAGGCCCGGUGUAUUCAGCUUUGAUCGAGCCAGUGUAAUGGCUGAGCAGCUUGAAGCAGCUGGGCAGGAGCCGCUCGACUUCUCUUGCACUAUUAUGGUCAUUGGGAAAAGUGGGGUCGGUAAAAGUGCCACCAUCAAUUCGAUCUUCGAUGAGGUUAAGUUGGAGACUAAUGCCUUUCAAUUGGGCACCAAAAAGGUUCAGGAGAUAGUUGGCACAGUGCAAGGCAUCAAGGUCCGGGUCAUUGAUACACCCGGUCUAAACUCCUCUUCUGCUGACCAGUGCCGCAAUGAGAAGAUCCUCCACUCUGUUAAGAGGUUCAUUAAGAAAUCCCCUCCUGAUAUUGUUCUUUACUUUGAUAGAUUGGAUAUGCAGAGCCGGGACUACGGUGAUAUCCCGCUGCUUAAAACAAUUACUGACACGUUUGGUUCAUCCAUUUGGUUUAAUGCAAUUAUCGUCCUAACUCAUGCCGCGUCAGCGCCACCGGAUGGUGCUAAUGGAAUUCCAUUAAGUUAUGAGAUGUUUGUUACCCAGAGAUCCCAUGUGGUUCAGCAAGCGAUAAGGCAAGCAGCCGGUGACGUGCGGCUCAUGAACCCGGUUUCUUUAGUGGAGAACCACUCGGCCUGCAGAACAAACAGGGCGGGCCAGAGAGUGUUGCCAAACGGUCAGGUUUGGAAGCCACAGUUGUUGUUAUUGUCAUUUGCUUCAAAAAUUCUCGCGGAGGCGAACAUGCUUCUCAAGUUGCAGGACAGCCCACCUGAUAAAACUUUCAGUCGUAGCAGAGUUCCUCCAUUGCCUUUUCUUCUGUCUUCUCUUCUGCAAUCAAGGCCUCCACUAAAGUUGCCAGAAGAGCAGUUCGGUGAUGAUGAUAGCUCUUUGGAAGAGGAGUUGGGUGAUAUUUCUGAUUCAGAUGAUGGGUCGGACUAUGAUGAUCUUCCUCCUUUUAAGCGCCUCACGAAUGCACAGCUUGCGAAGCUGAGCAGAGCACAGAAGAAGGCUUAUUAUGAGGAACUCGACUAUAGAGAAAAGCUCUUUUACAAGAAACAGUUGAAGGAGGAGAGGAGGCGCCGAAAGUUGAUGAAGAAAUUGGCAGCAGAGGUUGAUAAUAUACCAAGUGAUUUUGGUAAUGAGAACGUAGAGGAUGAAACUGGUGGUAGUCCUGCAUCUGUUCCAGUGCCAAUGCCAGAUUUAGUGUUGCCUGCAUCAUUUGAUUCGGAUAAUCCUACCCAUCGCUAUCGUUUUCUUGAUUCCUCCAACCCGUGGCUUGUUAGACCUGUUCUUGAGACUCAGGGUUGGGACCAUGAUGUUGGUUAUGAAGGCCUGAAUGUUGAAAGGUUAUUUGUGGUGAAAAAUAAAGUCCCUGUAUCAGUCUCUGGCCAGUUUACAAAGGAUAAGAAGGAAUGCACUCUUCAAAUGGAGUUGGCUAGUUCGAUCAAGCAUAGCGAGGGAAGCACAUCUUCUUUAGGUAUGGAUGUGCAGUCGGUGGGGAAGGACAUGGCCUACACAUUACGUGGCGAAACUCGAUUCACGAAUUUUAAACGCAACAAUACAGCAGCUGGGCUUUCAGUCACUUUUCUGGGUGAUUCGGUUUCAUCUGGGCUGAAGAUUGAGGAUAAGCUGACAAUCAGCAAGCAGCUCAGGUUGCUCGUCAGCGGAGGUGCGAUGACCGGGCGUGGUGAUGUGGCAUAUGGUGGCCGCCUUGAGGCAACUUUAAGAGAUAAGGAUUAUCCGAUAGGGCGGAUGCUGUCAACUCUCGCGCUCUCUGUAGUGGAUUGGCAUGGUGAGUUAGUAGUUGGUUGCAACGUUCAAUCUCAGUUACCUUUGGGAAGAGGAACGAAUUUGAUCGGCCAUGCCAAUUUGAACAAUAAGGGGACCGGACAAGUUGGCAUUCGCCUGAAUAGUUCGGAUCAGCUUCAGAUAGCUUUAAUUGCUCUUAUUCCAAUAUUCAGAAACAUCAAAAGAAUGCUCUUUGAUUCUUCUCAAGCUUACUAAUUCUGCAACACAUGAGAGCUGUGCCGUUUGAGUCCAUGGUUAGUAAAAUUUGUUAUGUAGGUCUUUAUGUUUUGGAUAGUUUUGCAGUUUAUGGUUACUACACUUCUUGUCAAAGCUUAGUAGAAGAAAUGGAUUUCUUGGCCGUCAAUUCCUUUAGGGAAGAUAUCUCCUGUAUGCGCUAUAAAUUAUGAAUUUUUAGGGAGUCCAGUUUCAUUAGUUUUUGGUAGUACAUCUUUUGCUACCUUUUCAUGCAGAUCUCACAAACCUUCCAUUUGCUGUAGCUUUUCUCAUUUUAUUGUCAUUGUGUUUGUUGCAUAAGUAGGAUAUCACUCAUAUUUAGAGUUCUUGCAGAAACCGUGUAGCAUAAUUUUGUGAUGCAUUGUAAACUCAAGCUAAAAGGUGUAUAAGCUUUGUCAACUAAUAAUAUUUUCAAAUUUCAACUGAUA